Chara braunii is the source of this 2304-nucleotide messenger RNA. The record is from the annotation of a GenBank genome assembly. NCBI's taxonomy places the organism in Eukaryota, Viridiplantae, Streptophyta, Charophyceae, Charales, Characeae.
GCGACAUUGAGGAGGAUCGCACAUCUUCUAGCACGGUAUCUUCUUAAGGGUGAUUGACUCCUACAUGUCAGACGACCCUGGGUCUGAGACAGUUAUUGGUCCCCCAAGAGGGGAAGGUCCGGUCCCAUACCUCGGAGAUUACUAUAGUCAUUUGGUCGGGACAGACUUUGCUAUGCAGGCUUAUCGAAAGCCUCUUUACGGAGAUCGCUUUCUCGAGGUUUCCUACAUUUACUCUGGUGGGAGAGGACGUAUUGAGAUAUUGAUUGGAGCUUCAGGCGAUAUCAUUCUUGCGGAGGAGCUUUAUCUCAGGAGCGCUUGGUUGGACAACCUGUUGUCCAAGUACGAAGUGGUAGCCAACGACUUGCACACCAAGAUCAGUUGGGAUGAUCUGAAGGCGGUGUGGCACAAGCGGUUUCAGUGGGAGCCGCCGGAGAUCAAAGCCAUGGACAAGCUCAUGGCCUUCGAGCAAGGCACGCUGCCGAGUGCGGACUGGAUCGCCGAGUACCAACGCUUGACGUCAGUCCCAGACAUCCAGAUGGGCUUCAAGGCCAUCCGCCACUACUUCAUCUCAAGGUCAUGUCCGGCAUUAAGCAAUGCCCUGACUCAUGUCGAGGACACCUUGACGACGACGGCGGAGUUGUUCGACACGGCUGCACAGAUCAUUAUCACGAACAAGGAGGCCAAGAACCUCCGUUCAUCUGCGCCAGGCCCGAGAAGGGACCAGCAUCGGCCAAGAGUGGCCGUGGUCGCAGCGGCAGCGCCGUUGGACCAAACCAGCGAGGCUGUGUCUGCCAGUGAAGGGGACAAAUUCGCAGCCGCCCGGGAAGUGCCCAUCGUGCAUUCCAUUGACGAUGCACGCAAGAAGGAGCUCCUCGCCUUCGUCCACGCGCUCAAGCGCUGGCGGCACUUCCUCCUUGGUCGAAGCCAAUUUCGAUGGGUAACGGACAACAAUCCGUUGGUCUUCUAUAAGACCCAAGACACCGUCAACAGCACCAUCGCUCGAUGGAUGGUUUUCAUCGACCAGUUCGACUUCUUUCCCGAUCACAUUCCCGGGAAGUCGAAACGUUUUGCGGAUGCUCUCUCACGGCGUCCGGAUCAUUGUACCGCAGUCUACUCAACCUUCGAGAUCGAUGAUGACCUGCGGAACAGUUUCAUCCGCGGCUACCAAGCCGACCCCGAGUUUCGUGACAAGUACGCGAAUUGCUCCUCUCCUAAUCCGGUGCCUUCUCACUACCGGAUCCAAGAGGGGUACUUGCUUGUCCACACGCGGGGGAAGGACCUUUUUUGCGUACCAAGUGAUCCUCACUUGCGUACACGGCUUCUUGGUGAGUUCCACGAUGCUCCCGCCACCGGGCACUUUGGAGUCAAUCGCAUGAUUGGCCGACUUCGCCAGCGAUUUUGGUGGACCGGCCUUCUCGGCGACGUCACGCGCUAUUGCGAGUCAUGCGAGGUUUGCCGACGCUGCAAGUCCCGCAACCAUCGUCCGUACGGUGAGUUACGACCAUUGCUAGUCCCGUUGAGGCGAAGGGAAGCGAUUUCCAUGGACAUUACCGGCCCGUUCCCCAAGCACAAGACCAGAGUGGAUGGGAUUCUUACGGUGGUCGACCGACUCACCAAGUUCGCCACGUUUUUGCCUUGUCGCUAUCAUGCCAAGGCACCGGAGUUGGCCGAGGUUCUUUACGCCGGUUGGAUUCGAACCAAGGGUUACCCCAAGGAGAUCGUCUGCGACCGCGACACUCGGUUUAAGUCCGAUUUUUGGUUGGCGCUCAUCAAGCGAUGGGGCUCAUCUCUCAAGCCCAAUUCAGCUCGCCACCCUCAGACCGAUGGCCAGACGGAGAGGACGCAUCAGACCGCACAGGUUCUUCUUUGCACUCUUAUCCGCCCCGACCAGAAAGACUGGGUUGAGCGACUGCUGGACGUCGAGUUGGCCUACAACUCUUCCAUCCAAACGGCUAUUGGGAUAUCACCCUUCGAGUUUGAGCACGGCUCGCCGGUCACGUCACCGUUGGACACUAUUACUCCACGCACGACCGAGAGCGAUGACCAUCUUCUUUUCUUGCGUCGGAUGCAAGAGCUUCUUGUCAAGGCACGCGACCAGAUGGCUAAGACGCAACAGCGCAUGAGCCAGCAGGCCAAUCGCCAGCAUCUUCCUUGUCCAUUCCGCGUCGGUGACCUCGUAAGUGGCUUGGACGAUCUGGCAAUGAAGGGAUUGUGCGACAUGGGACCAUAAGGGGGUUUGAAUCUCGAACGGUCGGGAUGGACUUUGGGCUUUGACGAUUGCAUGACUAGCGCGACCUGAAAAGA